Molecule: messenger RNA, 1218 nt
Organism: Umbelopsis ramanniana AG
Lineage: Eukaryota; Fungi; Mucoromycota; Umbelopsidomycetes; Umbelopsidales; Umbelopsidaceae
Exons: 7
Coding region: 208-1161 (317 amino acids)
Biological process (GO): protein geranylgeranylation
Cellular component (GO): CAAX-protein geranylgeranyltransferase complex
Molecular function (GO): CAAX-protein geranylgeranyltransferase activity
Source: RefSeq, a predicted model, not a curated record
GAAAAGGUUCAUCCAUUGCCAUACAUUCGCCAUGAGCCCUGAAACGUCUAAUGACCUAGCGAUCAAAAAGCACAUUGCAUACUUUCUGUACAAUCUGCGCAUGAUGCCCGCGCCUUACACGGAAACAGAAACCAACAGGUGGGAGAACUGUGCCUUUAUGCAAAUGUAGCUAGGUGGCCGACACUGACAGGCAAAACCCUAUGUAGAAUGACUCUGGCGUUUUUCUGUUUGGGGUCGUUGUCCUUACUCGGCCAGCUCGACAGUGCUGUCUCUGAGAAAGAUAGAAAGGAAUGGAUUGACUGGAUAUAUGCACAACAAGUUCUACCAGAUCCUGAAGACCUGGACAAAAGUAGAUAUACAUGUGGUUUUAAAGGAUCUUCGUGGGCUGGUCAUUCCUAUGAUCCUCAAGCGACAAGUACGAAAUAUGAUCCGAACGACACCGCCAGCAUUCCAAAUACCUACACUGCACUGGCCAAUUUACUUCUCCUCGGCGAUGAUCUCUCUAGAGUAAAUACAAAGGCUAUCGCCACAAUGUUAAAGCAUCUACAGCAAGAAGAUGGAAGUUAUGCUCCAACUUAUGGAAGCUCGGAAACAGACAUUCGAUUUGUUUUUUGUGCUUGUGUGAUCAGCCAUAUACUUGACGACUGGUCUGGUGUAGAUAUAGACCGAGCUACAGCUUUCAUUAGAAAUUCUCAGUCAUAUGAAAACGCAAUGGGACAAUCUCCAGAAGGAGAAGCUCAUGGAGGCUCCACGUUCUGCGGAGUGGCAGCGUUGACAUUGAUGGGAAAGUUGAAGGAAGGACUAGUCGACAGAGAUGAAUUAAUCAAAUGGUGCUUGGCACGUCAAAUAAGUGGGUUCCAAGGUCGGCCAAAUAAGAAGGAAGACACAUGCUAUUGUUUUUGGAUUGGAGGUGCUUUACAGAAUCUCGGAGCAUUUCACCUAGUCAAUGAUGCCAAUCUACGCAGCUUCCUAAUGUCCACGCAAACCAUAAGAGGAGGAUUUGGUAAAGAUUCGGAAUCGCCACCCGACGUGCUACACUCGUACAUGGGCCUCGCUACGCUAUCUUUGAUGAAGGAACCCGGUCUGACGGAGCUGGAUACGGCACUCAAUAUACCAAUAGCUGGAGUCAACCAUCUUCGUAAACUCCGUGGCCAUCAAUGAAGCGCAAACAUCAGACAAUUAUUCCUUCAAUAAAAAAAUAGAAAUAUUUACCAGAUA